GCGACGUCUUGCGUGUCUAUCGAUUGAGUAACAGCUGUGGGUGGUGCGCGGAUCAAAUGAGCAGGCAACGGUACGCAGGUACGCCGUCCCCGCUUAUAAAGCCUUGAACGCAGCGUGCGGCUGCUUCUGUGAGCUGCCGCCUUCCGAUCAGCGUCAGCCAUGAUACGCGUGGCCUCGUCGCCGCAACCGAUACUGGGAGCAGCAGCCCUGGGGGCCGUUGUGGUAUUCGCAGUGUGUGCAGCGCUACCCAGCGCGGUCAUGGCCAUCGACUUAAGCAGGCUGUACGGACAUAUGAGCUCAAAGAGGAACGGUGAUGCAUGUCAUCCUUACGAACCUUUCAAAUGUCCAGGAGAUGGAAACUGCAUCUCCAUUCAGUACUUAUGUGAUGGUGCACCAGACUGUCCAGACGGUUACGACGAAGAUUCCCGCCUUUGCACAGCAGCCAAAAGGCCACCAGUUGAAGAAACUGGUAGUUUCCUUAAAUCCCUCUUAGCUAGUCAUGGGCCAAACUAUUUGGAAAAACUGUUUGGAAAUAAGGCUCGAGAUGCCCUUAAACCUCUUGGGGGCGUGGACAAAGUGGCCAUUGCGCUAUCCGAAUCGCAGACGAUUGAAGAUUUUGGGGCUGCUCUUCAUCUGAUGAGAUCGGAUCUGGAGCAUCUUCGUUCUGUUUUUAUGGCUGUUGAAAAUGGAGAUUUAGGGAUGCUGAAAUCGUUAGGUAUAAAGGACUCGGAAUUAGGUGACGUAAAAUUCUUCUUGGAGAAACUAGUGAAUACUGGUUUCUUGGACUGAACUUUACCAGACCCUGCUGCUGUUUUUUUCGCUCACCCACAACCUCACGUACCUUUGAGCAAAUCGUUUUAUUCAUAUCUUCCUUAUUAAUCUAUGAAUUUUCGUACGUAUCUACCUGAAUGCCGCAUAUUGUUCCUAAACAAAUUGAAAUAUUACCGAUUUGGCACUUUGGGGUGUAAGUGCAUAGGGCCUAUCCAACGAUUUCUCUUCAAAAUUGUCAGAUCUCAUUCACAUCGAACACUUCGCACCAAAGUGAUGAAAUUUAUAGAUUGGUAUGCCGCAUUUGGGUGUUUAUGUACGUAAAAUGAACCUUGAGAGUGUUAACACGCAUUUCGAGUAUUCCAUCUUGGGGGUUAGUUCUGUUAACUUCUAAGUACCUCAUGGAAAUCUCUGCCAAUCAUCUAUUAAAUUUGAUUUCUGUUAGAAGCAGCAGAGUCUCGUUACCAUCCGUCCCCCGCCCCUUAAACGAAUAACUUCCUUCGAAUGCCUGCCACUGUCUCGGCAUGCAAAUCAGGAAUAUAGGCCAAUAAAAAACUUAUGAAUACAUAUCAUGAAGCACCAAUUGGAGUAACACUACAUAUCAAUUAGAUGUACUUAAAGAAAUAUCAUAAGGACAUCGUGUGAUCACAGUUUUAGAUUAUAUUAUAUAGUUUCUUAUAAAGUUUAAAUCUCUCUAAAUGUUUUUAAUCAAACGUAGUGUAAAAUGAUAUAUAUUAUGUAUACAAAGAGUUUGAUACUGUUCAAUUAUAUUAGUAAGGUUUCAUGAUAUUGAUAACCGUUCUAUUUCUCAGUCGAGACUCCCAGAACAAUUAUUGCGGCACUAAGAGUGAUGCAGUGCCACUUUAUUGUCUGUAAGAAUCAAUCAUUCACACUUCAGAAACUUGGGUAGAUGUCGAAGCUUUCAGAAUGAUUUGUAUUUGAACGAGAUGGGCAAAAGCUUGCAUUCCUCUGUUCUGAAUAUUGCAUUAUGUUUGGGCAAAUUGAAUUGUUUAGUUAAAUGGGGUAAAUGAUAGUGUGGCAUCUUUCUGAGCCCACAAGAUGUUCAAUAUCGUUGAACGAAGAACAGAAAUUUGGCUGAGGUACCUGAAGGAAAUUGAAAGCCUUAUCUGCUCAUUAUACGAAGUGUGAUUAUGAGCAGGGGUUGUUACACUGCUUCAACCCGACUGCUUCAUUUAUCGUGUGAUUUUUCUGUACAUAUCAUAUAAUAUAAUGGCAUAGAUCACAGAAGCGUUUCAAAGGCAAGGAUAACGACUUGACACUGAAAAGGUAAACAAAACGAAACGCUUUUAUGCAUCUUGAAUUCAGCACAAUCAUUCCUUGCACGCAUCAAACUUAGUCGAUAAGAAACAUGAACAAAUAAGUAUAUUUUUUCGUAUAAUUGAAGUUUGGUGUGCGAUAAAAUUAUGAAUGAUUACCUCGAUAGUUAUAUUUACACUAUUUUACAUAAAAGGCUGGUUCACUACGGUAUACAUACAUAUCGAAUGUUUUUAUGAAGAUAUCAUUGUAAUUUGCAUUAUUCGAUUGUAAAGUGAAAUUUCUAAUUAAAUGAAUAUAUUAUCAAA
Harmonia axyridis is the source of this 2351-nucleotide messenger RNA. RefSeq names its product IDLSRF-like peptide. Gene Ontology annotation, molecular function: protein binding. The transcript has 3 exons. The record is from RefSeq and is a predicted model, not a curated record. NCBI's taxonomy places the organism in Eukaryota, Metazoa, Arthropoda, Insecta, Coleoptera, Coccinellidae. The coding region runs from base 160 to 789 and encodes 209 amino acids.